This is a messenger RNA of Ostrinia nubilalis (European corn borer), 4475 nucleotides long. Its product is annotated as protein Wnt-11-like. NCBI's taxonomy places the organism in Eukaryota, Metazoa, Arthropoda, Insecta, Lepidoptera, Crambidae. The transcript has 6 exons. Gene Ontology annotation, cellular component: extracellular region. The coding region runs from base 1 to 1215 and encodes 404 amino acids. Gene Ontology annotation, molecular function: frizzled binding; cytokine activity. The record is from RefSeq and is a predicted model, not a curated record. Gene Ontology annotation, biological process: canonical Wnt signaling pathway; multicellular organism development; neuron differentiation.
AUGGCGCACGUGGCGGCCGCGGCGCGCCUCGCACGCAGCGCCUGCCUCGCCGCGCACGCUGGCGAGCGGUGGAACUGCUCCUCCAUAGAGCUGGCGCCAAAGUUUACGCCUGAUUUACUCACAGGCACCCGCGAGCAGGCGUACGUAUACGCGAUGUCAGCAGCGACACUGGUGUGGUCGGUAGCACGAGCGUGCGCAGCCGGCGCGCUCCCAGCAUGUUCGUGCGCCGCGCCGCCGCGUGCACCGCCUCGCCCCCCGCGCCAGGCGCAAGCGCCCGAACCGCACGCGCGAUUCAAGUGGGGCGGAUGCGGUGACAAUUUUCAGUGGGCUGAGAGAUUCGCAAAACAAUUCCUGGAUGCGCACGAGAUAGACGUCCGAGAUGGCAAGAUAGAAGACUUUUUCGACCUCGAGAUUACGACAAUCGAAACGACACCGACAACGACCCCAGAAAUCACUACAUCGCCUCCCGUGGUGAUCCUAGUGGAUGACCAGCCGGCGCCUGCUAACUUCACCGCAGCGCCGCGGCCUGGGAGAAAAGGGAGGAAAGGGCGCAAACGGCUGCCGAGGUCCCCUCGACGGGGCAGGCCGACACGGAAACGGUUCAGAUCAAGAUCAAGAUACGAGUACGAAGACAGAGGCUCCCGCUACCGCAACAUCGAGUACCGCAUGGCGGCCGACGACCCGCGCUUCGACCCGCAGGUGGACCUGCGCACGCGCCUCGAGCGCCUGCGCCCGCUCAUCGCCUCCGCUAACUUGCUCAACGCACGCUUCGGCAGAAAGGCGGUGUCAACGGGCAUGCGCACCAAAUGCACGUGUCACGGGGUAUCAGGCUCGUGCUCUGUCCGCACGUGUUGGCGCUCCCUACCGCCACUCGGCCGCGUGGGCGCCGCCCUAGCAGCUGAUGCCGCGCGCGCCGGCCCGCUGCGCCCGCGCCGUCAUACUCCACGCCGGGCCAAGCCCAAGCUCAGAUAUGUGACGCCCAGCCCUGAUUACUGCGAGCCUGAUGUUGCAGCCGGCUCCCUUGGAACUCACGGAAGACAAUGCAACGCGAGCCUGGGCAGCGCGCCGGGCGGCUGCGGGCGGCUGUGCUGCGGGCGCGGGCGGCGCGCCGUGCGCUCGUCCCGCCUGGAGCGCUGCCACUGCCGCUACCACUGGUGCUGCCGCGUCGACUGCCAGCUUUGCCGCCUCACCACCGAGGAACACUACUGCAAUUAAUCUGCCAUUCGAACAAUAAUAUCAGACUGUAACAACCACUUGCAGAACAACACCAUUGUUGUAUUGUCAACUGGAGAUCAGACUAUACCUACUUAUUACAAACUAUAAGAUGCCACAACGCUACCACUGGUGCUGCCGCGUCGACUGCCAGCUCCGCCGCCUCACCACCGAGUAACACUACUGCAACUGAACUAAAACUCCAACAUAAUCGACAGCACAAAAGACUAGACCCUUUGUUGCAAAAUAGCACUUAACGAAAAUCGACAACCGCUAUUAACAGCUUUGCUGCCUGACCACCUAGGAACAACUACUGCCGCGUUGACUACCAGCUAGUUAUGCCUAAUUGAACAACCAGUAGCAGAACAAUGAAUAACAAUAAUAACAACAAAUAACAAACAACCGACAUACAGAUUGAGAGACUGAACUAAUCGCACAACAGGGGAUAACACUAUUAAAAUCAACAGGAAAUAAUGACUAUGCAUAACAGCUCUGCCGAUACCACUAAGUAUAAUAAAGUCGGUCCAUUAUGUCCUCCGAGACCUAACCGGUCAAAAUAUGAUGUUAAAGAUCUUUGUGUAGAUCUGUGUCAAUACUUAGAGAAAUAUUAGAACUAGAAUAUGUCUUUAUUGGUCUUGUUAUAAUAAAACGAAGCUAAUAAUAUCAAUUUUAAUCUCAUUUAAAUUCAUGCAACCUACAUGAUAUAAAUAUAUGAGUGAGUAGGUAAAUAAAUUAUUACACUAACCGUUGAUGACUAACUUUCUUGUACUUGUAUUACUUUGGUAAUUUUUGCUACAUUUUCGUGCGGUAUAAUUGAAACUGUUUCAUUCGAUUACUUUUCUAAAAGCUAACAGAUUUGUGACCAAAGACUAUUUACACCAAAAUAAUAUUUUUAUAGCUAUGACAACUAGUCAUUUUAAUUUAUUUAUCAUUGCCAUGUAUAAAUCAUUCAAAUAAAUAUAAUUAGGUACAUAAAAUAAGUGAGUAAUAGAUGUAGUAGUAUUAGGAGUUUUAGAAAACUUAUAAUGAUACAUAACUAUUUAACAUCUUUCUCUUGCAGUCUUUUUAGUCUGCCUAUUUAUUUGUUUCUAUUUAUUUGAAGACUGUUAAUUUUAAACAUAUCGGAAACGUAAUACUUUAAAUGUAAUCGAUUUCAUAACUAUUAUCACGACAAUAAACGGUUAUAAUUAAGUUUAUGUUAGUUCGGCACUAUAGGCGCUAUAAAUAUGGCUUCGCACAAAUAGAAUAAGUUUUGAUGUCUGACAAAAACUCUGCUUUCAGUAUGUAAAUAUUUGCAAUAUUUCUUUUUUAAGUUGGAACAAUGAAAUAAGUUGAAGUUAAAUUAUAAAAUAAUUCCAACAAUCACAAAAUUUUGUGAAAAUUGCGUUUCUCCUAAUUACUUAAUUUAUGUUAAUAAUGUUAACUUUGAAAAGUCAGAAAUGUUUUAAUGUGUAGGAUACACGCUUAACUUUUUUGGAUAAACGGUUUUUCGAAGUAAACUUUAUGUUAAAUGUAAAAGACAUUCGCAUUUCUCAUACAUACCAUAAGCAUUCAUGAAAAAUACUGAACUUGAAGAUAAUUUAAUCUUGUGACUUGUGUACGUAUUAAAACCUAUUUAGUCCAGUCAUUUAAGCUUAAAUUAGGUAAGAAUCUCGGAAUUCGAGAUACCCAGCUGUAAGUCUGUAAAUACUUGUAUAUUGACACCCUAAAAGUUGUCUCAAAACCUACAUAUGGUAGGGUGUAAGCAACUAUUAAAUUUUAAGGUCAAAGGUCACAAAAAUCGGUUUUUUGCGCUUUUUUUGGAAAUAUCUCAUUUCCUAUGGGUUUUUUGCUAUUUGUAUUUAUUAUCAAUAUUGUAGAAUACAAAAUUCUCUACAAAUUUUGUUCAAAAAAAUUUUUUAUACGGUGAACCGUUUUCGAGAUAGAGGGCGGCCGCUAGUACUUAUAAUAAAUCUGUAGAGGUCAAUUCUGUACAUGAAAUAUAUUUUCAAAAUACCUAUCAGGGGGUGAUUAGUGAUCGAUACUGAUGCCAAAAAUGCAAUCAGUAAAAUUUUUGUCUGUCUGUCUGUCCGUCUGUAUGUUCCUUAUAGAAACAAAAACUACUAGACGGAUUUUAACGAAACUUGGUACAAUUAUUCUUCAUACUCCUGGGCAGGUUAUAGUAUACUUAGGAAUUCCCACGGGAACAGGAAUUAGCGGGAAAAUCCUUUUGUAAGAAAAAUCUAAACGCUUAACGGAAGUUAGACGCUUGAAAUUUGGCCUUAGUAAACUUAAAGCUUAGUUACAACAAGGAAUUCCCGAAAUUCCCACGGGAAUUAGCGGGAAAAUCCUUUUGUAUGAAAAAUCUAAACCGCUUAAGUUGACCUGGAAGUGAUGCAGUGACCGCGCGCUCUCCGCCCUCUAUCUCGAAAACGGUUCACCGUAUAAAAAAAAUUUUUAAACAAAAUUUGUAGAGAAUUUAGUAUUCUACAAUAUUGAUAAUAAAUACAAAUAGCAAAAAACCCAUAGGAAAUGAGAUAUUUCUAAAAAAAGCGCAAAAAACCGAUUUUUGUGACCGUUGACCUUGAAAUUUAAUAGUUGCUUACACCCUACCAUAUGUAGGUUUUGAGACAACUUUUAGGGUGUCAAUAUACACGUAUUUACAGACUUACAGCUGGGUAUCUCGAAUUCCGAGGUGAACUUACUAUAAUGACUGGACUAAUUAGCUUAUUCAUUUGGUCCGACUUAACGUAAAUGUAAUGUUUAUUAGUAUUAUAGAAAACCAGUUUCAAUGUUAUGAAAGAUUAAUAAAAAAACAUGUAAGAAGUAAUUUAUUAAAACUUUCAUUAUUGUAAAUAAAAUUGGUACUUAGAAUUAGCAGUUUAAUUAAAAAACCAAAAAAUAUUGUAUGUUAUUUAUUUACAGGAAAACCGCCUCGAAGGCCUAGUACAAAAAUGGCAUUGCAAUGCAGUUAUAAAACUUUUUUGGAACAAUCAAAAUGUGUUUUCCGAAUAUUAUUUCUACAAGUUACAAUUUGUUCAAUAAUAUUGAAGUUUAUUUUAAUAACUUUAUUUGAUAUAAUAAGAAUGUACUACAGAAGUGAGAGAUCACAUACGAUUAUAAAGAUACAUCGGGGAAUAUGUAUCAAAGUUUUUAAAAUUUUAAAUAAAAAAAUAAAUUCAGUGUGUCUAGAUUUUAAACAGUACCGUAAGAAUCAACAUUGCUUACUAGCUACUAAAUCACAUCAUUUUUCUCUUAGCUUAUUCACUAUUUGUUAAAGAUGG